This is a messenger RNA of Syngnathus acus (greater pipefish), 9081 nucleotides long. RefSeq names its product coiled-coil domain containing 88Ab (gene ccdc88ab). NCBI's taxonomy places the organism in Eukaryota, Metazoa, Chordata, Actinopteri, Syngnathiformes, Syngnathidae. Gene Ontology annotation, cellular component: cytoplasm; centrosome. Gene Ontology annotation, molecular function: microtubule binding; dynein light intermediate chain binding. The record is from RefSeq and is a predicted model, not a curated record. The transcript has 36 exons. Gene Ontology annotation, biological process: cytoskeleton-dependent intracellular transport; cytoplasmic microtubule organization. Bases 437 to 6355 code for a protein of 1972 amino acids.
CGACCUCAGCUGCUGCUCUUCAGUCUCAUUAUUGACCAGGGAAUGAAUGGAGAGCCACGUACUUUUUUGAGGACCGAAGGACUGCUGUUUGGAAUCUAAAAAAAGGCUGGAUUAUAUGCACCUUUUUUUUUUUUUAAAUUGCAUAUCUAUUUUAAAAGGUUGUAUUUAAUCUUGCAUCCCAGGAUCUACCCGCUUUUCUUGAAAGCUGCUGGUUUGGAAAUGGCUUCGGGAGAACAGCUGGUUCGUGUCGAGACAUUUGUGGAAUAACCUUUAUUUUUCUCUACCCCCCCCCAUCCUAUCCAACUUCCGCUCCAAGCCGCCGAAAUGCGCCUCUUUUUAAACCAGUCAACCACAUGAGUGGAGUCUAAAGCAACUACACUUCAUACACAUCCCUCCCUCCUCAUUUUCAUUCUGCAAUCAACGAGCUGGUAAAAAUAUGGAAAGUGAGGUUUUUAGCCCCCUGCUGGAGCACUUCAUGCUGUCACCGCUGGUCUGCUGGGUGAAGACGGUGGGGAAGCCCACAGUGCCAGAUGGCAGCAAACUGUCAGAAUAUGUCCAUUUGGUGGAUGGAGUUUACCUCAAUGAGGUCAUGCUGGAGAUAAAUCCCAAGGCCACAGUGCAGAGGACCAACAAGAAGGUGAACAAUGACCCCACGCUGCGCAUCCAGAACCUUUCCAUUCUCAUCAGGCAGAUCAAAGCCUACUAUCAGGAGACACUCCAGCAGCUGGUGAUGAUGCCCCUACCCAAUGUGUUGGUCCUGGGCCGGAACCCUCUCACCGAGCGAGGUCUGGAGGAGAUGAAGAAACUACUGCUGCUGCUUCUAGGCUGUGCUGUUCAGUGUGAGAAAAAGGAAGAUUACAUCGAACGCAUCCAGACUCUGGAUUUCCACACCAAAGCGGCCAUCGCAUCCCACAUCCAAGAGGUGACCCACAACCAGGAGAACGUAGUGGACCUGCAGUGGCUGGAAAGCGGGGAUGUGCCCGCCGAGGACCUGGCGAGCCUGUCCCGGAACCUGGCCUUUCAUCUCAAACACGUGGUGGACGACAGAGACGCCCAGCUGGAGACUAUUGUGGAGCUGACCCAAGAGAGGGACUGUAUUCAGCUGUCGCCGCUGGGUGGCGGUCCGGUCCAGUCACCCAACGGCUCCCCGAGCAUGAGGAGGACAGAAAGCCGGCAGCACCUCUCCGUGGAGCUGGCUGAUGCCAAGGCCAAGAUUAGACGUCUGCGCCAGGAAUUGGAAGAGAAGAGCGAGCAGCUUCUGGACACACGGCAGGAUCUGGAGAACAUGGAAGUAGAGCUCAAGAGGAUCCAGCAAGAGAGCUACCAACUUCUGUCAGACGCGCGCUCGGCCCGGGCGUACCGCGACGAGUUGGACGCCCUCCGGGAGAAAGCCGUCCGCGUGGACAAGCUGGAGAGCGAAGUGUGCCGCUACAAGGAGAGACUCCACGACAUCGAGUUCUACAAGGCGAGAGUGGAGGAGUUGAAGGAGGACAAUCAGGUCCUGCUGGAAACCAAAACUAUGCUGGAGGAGCAGCUGGAUGCCAGCAGGAGCCGAUCUGACAAACUGCACCUCCUGGAGAAAGAGAAUCUGCAGUUGAAAUCCAAAAUCCACGAUCUGGACAUGGAGCGAGAUUUAGAUCGCAAGCGAAUGGAGGAGCUGUUGGAGGAAAACCUGGUGCUGGAAAUGGCCCAGAAACAAAGCAUGGAUGAGUCCCUACACCUGGGCUGGGAGCUGGAGCAACUAUCCAAAACUCCAGAGCUGACUGAGGUCCCUCAGAAGUCCCUCGGCGAAGAAGUUAACGAGCUGACCUCCAGUCGUCUGCUCAAGCUGGAGAAGGACAACCAGACGCUUCUGAAGACAGUGGAGGAACUCCGAGGAGGCGCUGGAUCGGACUCGGUGGCCAAACUGGGCAAAGUCAGUCAGGAGAACCAGAAACUCGUGCAGAGACUGGAGCAUCUGGAAAGCGAACUAGCGAACGAGAAAGAAUGUCUCCGCUGCGCCGAAUCUCUGAGCACGGACCUGAUGAAGGAGAAGGCCUUACUGGAAAAGACACUGGAAACGUUGCGGGAAAACUCAGAGAGACAGCUUAAAGGUCUGGAGCAGGAGAACAAGCACCUCAGCCAGACGGUGUCGUCCCUGCGCCAGCGCAGCCAGGUCGGCGCCGAAGCUCGCGUUAAAGACGUGGAGAAGGAGAACCGCAUCCUCCACGAGUCCAUCUGCGAGACCACGGGCAAGCUCAACAAGAUGGAAUUUGAGCGCAAACAGCUGAGGAAAGAAGUGGAGGCCUUGAAAGAGAAAGGCGAGAGAGCGGAGGAGUUAGAGAUUCUGAUGCAGAAGCUGGAGCGGGACAAUGAGAGUCUGCAGAAGAAAGUGGCCAGUCUGGGAAUUACCUGCGAGAAGGUGUCAGCAUUGGAGAAGGAGAACACCGACCUGGAGGCGGAGAGCCGACGCCUCAAGAAGAAGCUGGACGGUCUGAAGAACAUGGCCUUCCAACUGGAGGCGCUAGAGAAGGAGAACUCGCAGCUGGAGCAGGAGAACCUGGAGGUGCGCCGUUCGGCCGAGAGCUUCCGCUCGGCCGGGGCCAAGGCCGUUCAGCUGGAGGCCGAGAACAGGGAGCUGGAGAGCGAGAAGAGCCAGCUGAAGCGGAGCCUGGAGCUCCUCAAGGCCACUUCCAAGAAGACGGAGAGAUUAGAGGUGAGCUACCAGGGCCUGGAUACAGAAAAUCAGCGCUUGCAGAAGGCGUUAGAGAACAGCAGCAAAAAGAUCCAGCAGCUGGAAGCUGAGCUGCAGGAGGUGGAAUCCGAGAACCAAACCCUCCAACGCAACCUGGAGGAGCUCAAGAUCUCCAGCAAGCGCCUGGAGCAGCUGGAGCAAGAGAACAAGACACUAGAGCAGGAGAGCUCCCAACUGGAAAAGGACAAGAAGCUCCUGGAGAAGGAGAACAAGCGACUGAGGCAGCAGGCCGAGAUCCGCGACUCCAAGCUGGACGACAGCAACCAGCGGAUUUCCUCCCUGGAGAAGGAGAACCGCACCAUGGGCAAGGAGAUGAUCUUUUUCCGGGACUCGUGCACACGGGUCAAAGACCUGGAGAAGGAGAACAAGGAACUGGUCAAACAAGGCACCAUUGAUAAGAGGACCCUCAUCACACUCAGAGAGGAGUUGGUAAGCGAGAAGCUGCGCACUCAGCAGAUCAACAACGACCUGGAGAAACUGACGCACGAGCUGGAAAAGAUCGGACUGAACAAGGAGAGACUGCUGCUCGACGAGGACUCCGACGACAGGUUUAAGCUCCUCGAAAGCAAACUGGAGUCAACGCUGAAGUCCUCGUUGGAGAUCAAGGAGGAAAAGAUCGCCGCCCUGGAGGCCAGGCUGCAGGAGUCGUCCAACCUGAACCAGCAGCUUCGCCAGGAACUCAAAACUGUGAAAAAGAACUACGAGGCUCUGCGUCAAAGGGAGGAGGAGGAGAGGAUGGUGCAGAGCUCGCCCCCUCGAGGUGUGGAGGACACGCAGGCUGUCAGCAAAUGGGAAAAGGAGAGCCACGAGGCCACCAGGGAGCUACUCAAGGUCAAGGACAGGCUCAUCGAGGUGGAGAGGAAUAACGCCACGCUGCAGGCAGAGAAGGCGGCGCUGAGGAGCCAGCUCAAGCAACUGGAGACGCAGAGUUCCAACCUGCAGGCUCAGAUCGUGGCCGUGCAGAGACAGACCGCCUCUCUGCAGGAGAAUAACACCACGCUGCAGACUCAAAACGCCAAGCUGCAGGUGGAGAACUCCACGCUGAGCUCGCAGAGCGCCGCCCUCAUGGCGCAGAACGCUCAGCUGCAGGGCCAGCAAAGCAGCGCGGAAGGCGAGCGUGAGGGGGCGCUGCGGGAGAAGGAGGAGCUCCGGUCCACGUACGAGCUGCUCCUGCGCGACCACGAGAAACUGGCGGCGCUCCACGAGAGGCAGGCGACCGAGUACGAGGCGCUCAUCGGCAAACACGGCGGCCUGAAGAGCUCCCAUAAAAGUCUGGAGCAGCAGCAUCGGGACCUGGAGGACAAGUACAAGCAGCUCCUGCAGAGGAAAGGAGAUCUGGAGGAGCUGGAGAAGAAUCUGAAGGAGCAACAAGACAAAAUGUCCUUAGAGAAUCAGGACCACCGAGAUACUGCCGAUCAGUGCAAACUGCUCAAAGGGGAAAACGACAGACUGAACACGACCUACCGCCAACUACAGAAGGACAAUGAGAACCUCCAGCUGGACCACAAGAACAUCAAGAGUCAGCUAAACGGCGCCAAGUUGGAGCAGACCAGGCUGGAGGCCGAGUUCUCCAAGCUGAAGGAGCAGUACCAGCAGCUGGACAUCACCUCCACCAAACUCACCAACCAGUGCGAGCUGCUUAGUCAGCUGAAGGGCAACCUGGAGGAGGAGAAUCGACACCUGCUGGACCAGAUCCAGACUCUGAUGCUGCAGAACCGCACUCUGCUAGAGCAGACCAUGGAGAGCAAAGACCUGUUCCACGUAGAGCAGAGACAAUACAUUGACAAGUUGAAUGAACUGAGGAGGCAGAAGGAGAAGCUGGAGGAGAAGAUUAUGGACCAGUACAAGUUCUAUGAUCCUUCACCUCCACGCAGGCGCGGCAACUGGAUCGCGCUUAAAAUGAAAAAGCUCAUCAAGCCCAAAAGCCGUGAGAGGAUGCGCUCCCUCACCCUGACGCCGUCCCGCUCAGAGUGCGGCGACGGCUUCCUGUCCUUCCCCGCCGCCGACAGCCAGGACAGCUCUUCGGUCGGCUCCGGGUCCAACUCGCUGGACGACACGCUCACGCACAGCAGGAGCAGCAGGAGGCGAGGCCAACGGUGCCUUGCCCAAGGGCAGGGCUCCACCAACGCUUUAAAAAGGUUGCCUUUCAUGAGGAACAGAUCCAAGGACAAAGACAAGGUCAAGGCCAUCUACCGGCGCUCCAUGUCUAUGAACGACCUUCUCCAGACCAUGACGGUGGCCGGCGGUCCGGGCGCCAACUGGGCGGGCAGCACGGAGAAUCUGGACGGCGGCGAGGCCGGCGACGCGGGCGCCGGGCGGCGAGCAGGCGGCGGCCAGCGUAUGAAAGAGCUGGCCUUCUCCACCAACGCCAUCGACUGCGCCGCCCUCACGCUGCCCUCCUCCUCCCACAGGCGGGCCCCCCACAGGCUCCACGUCAAAGACAACGCUUCUUGCGAGGAUGUCGCCGGCUCCUCGGAUGAUCCAAAGAGUCAAGCUUCCAGACCCCCCAGUCUCCAUAGCAACAGGACCCUCAGUAGUAAUAGUAACAAUAACUCCCAGCUCACCUCUCCCCUGGAGGGAAAAGGCACGAUAAACGGUAGCGCCAGUCGUCCUCACAGCGAGAGCAGCGGCGAGUUCAGCUUGAGUUUGGAGCAAGAGGCCUGGUCCAGCAGCGGCAGCAGCCCCGUCCAGCAACCAUUGUCGUCGCGUUCGUCCCAUCAGAGCCCGGGGCCCACGCGGCACUCCCUCGAACCGGCCCCCGCCGCAACGCCCGGGCAGAUCAGGAAAACAGCAUCCCCAGGCAGCGAGGUGCUUUCUCUGCAGCAGUUCCUGGAUGAGGGAAUCGACCCUGCCGAGUCGGGCAGUCAAGAAAACCUCACCGUGGACUCCCCCCGCCUCCCCGUUUCUUCCGAGCGUGCUCAGAAGGAGCGACCUACCACCCGGGGCCGUGGCAUCCUGCGCUCCUCCAGCGGCAAAGCGGCGCCGGUCUCCGCCGACCGCCCGCCGCGCUCCUCGGGCCAGCCCGGGCGCCCCAGCCUGCGCAAGGCGGAGAGCACCCGAGUGAGGGGCUCCGUCCGCCCUGGCCUGUCCGUCCAGACUCGGGCCACGUCGGUGUCUGAGCGGCUGGACCGGGCCUCUGGGUCGGCGGCCACCUUGCCCCGCGCCAGUAGCGUCAUCUCCACAGCCGAAGGCAGUUCGCGACGCACCAGUAUCCACGACUUGCUCUCCAAGGACAACCGGCAGCCCGUUUCUGUCGACGGGGUCCAAGCCCCGCCCGAACCCAGUGAGUACACCCCAAAGGGACCCACUAGUACCGCCCCCUUGCCAAAGUCUCUCAGCUUGCCGUGCCCGAGCUCGGACGAAGCCGAGCUCCCCACUCUCGAGUCCUUCCUGGGUCCCUCCUUCACCGCCGAGUCAGUCUUCAUGGACUCCAUCUUUAGCGAGUCGGCGGGUAAAAGCCUCCCCUUCCUCUCCCUCAACCCCACCCUCGUCAGUAACAUCAGCGGACCCCCUGUCGCUCCUUUCCCCCCGAGCCGAGCCGACAAUCCGCCGCAGUCUGGGCCCGAGCAUUUGGACGCGGAGGAGAACCAGUCGCUGUGGUUCGAGUACGGGUGUGUGUGACGGAGGGGGAGGUUCUGGCCCGCCGAUAUCCGUGUGGGUGGUUGGGGGAUCUUUUCCUCUUGUUCUGGUGGUCCCAUGGUGCUGUUUUUUUUUUUAUUGGUGGUGUUAUAAGUUUCUGUUUCAAUACAUUUCUCCCCGUCCACCUUCGAUUUCAAUUGAAAUCACUUGACUAUCAUGCUCCAGUUGAUAGCCUGCACCCAUCAGCACAAAUGACACAUGGAUUGUGAAUUUCCCCGAAAUAAAUGAAUGUCACAUUAAUAUCCAUAAUACAGUGGUACCUUGACUUACGGAUUUUACGAGUGUCUCGGGCAAGUGAUCUCGACAUACUUUCUUUUUUUUUUUUUUUCUUUUUUUUAUACAAAACAGUAAGUCAAGGGACUACCGUAUUUGACACUUCACCUGCUGUUUGUCCCUGCAUGUUUCAUUUUGACCGCUGGGAUCAAAAUGAGGUUUUUAUUUUUUAUUUUUUUUACCCCUGACUUCCUCUGUUCUUUUGUGAUUUUGACGAAAAAGCAGGCUUCUUUGCUUGGACUUGCUUCAAGGAUGAAAAGAAAUUUGUUGGGGGUAAAAUAGGUCUAUGAGGGUAUUGUUGGUGUAAAAAGUGAAAGUGAAUGCAGGAAUGAUGCCAUAUGGUUUGGUCGGGAAGUGGGUUGUUGUUUUGGAUGGACUCAUGGGCAACCAUUUUGUUUUAGUGACGGUUUCAUGGGUGGCUUGAGCGAAAGUGACUAUGAAGGAAAAGCAAGGAGUCGUAAACCCUCCUGUUACAUUUUGUCUUUUUUGAUAGACAGUGUGACCCACCCACCACGCGUGCUCCAAAAAAAAAAAAAAAAAAAAUUUAAAUAGCACAUUUGCCUCAAAAACAUUUUGAGUCACAUCACAUAUUUGUCCCCUUUACAAGCACUUGUGUUGAAGUCCUCCCAUAUAUAGGAGAGUGUUUUAAAUGAACACAAAAAAAAGAAUCAUUUGAAAAUAUCAAAAUAAAGAAGUGACAUCACAACAUACUUGUAACAGGAGGGUUAUGAACUAAAACGUGGGCCGAGAAGACGCUCUUGUACAUAUUAACUUAUAAACUCAUCCAAGCAUUCUUUGGUGUGCGACUUGCCUCUACUUAUUUAUUCCCGCUUGUAGUCACUCGCUUGUUUCGUAUUGGAUUUCAAUGUGUGUGUAACGACGUUGCUUUAUUCCACAGAUGUGGAGGGCAGAAAGUCAAAAAGCAGAAGUGGCGAGUGCUAAGCCCCACGCGUGGUGAGUGAGCGAGCGAGCGAGCUCGGAUGGGAGGGAAGGUGGGGUGCUUGUUGCCAUGGGAACCUCACACGUGACGUAACCGGUGUCUUCCAUCUUCCCCGCAAACCACCCCUUAAAUUUUUGCUUGUCUGCCUCCUUGUUGCCAUGACAACGCAUGUAGUUCCCGGCUGGCUACUACUUCCUGCUUCCUGUCUUUUCCUGCUGUUCCCAUCAACUUCUCACUUUUCCCCCACUUCCUGUGUGUCUUACCAAUACUGAGUUUUCCCAGAACUUUAAUGUUGCUGGUCCCCUUGACCUGAUUUAAUUCGUGAGAGAUGAUGAACUUUACUCUCAUGUUGUUUCUAACCUGCUCUCUCCAUCUUCCCACUUUUCUUCUUCUCCUUCUUCUUGGCUUGCCGGGGACUCACUAGGUGGUCUUGGAGGUGUGAAGCCUGGUAGACAGACGGCGUGUAUACCGCAAGGAAAAACGAUUGUAAAAUCCCACCAUUUUGUUUAGUUCCCUCCCAGUCCGUUUAUCGAGAAAAUGGCUUCCUUCUGUUUUGUUUUUCUUCCUUGAAUCAAGGAAACAGACGAAGAUGCGCCCAGUUUUUGUAAAAAAAGGAAAAAAUUCUCUCCUCCGCUGUGAUGUGCACUACUUUGUAAAGACAAUUCAGGUGCCAAAUCACAGACCCCCAUCACAUUAACGGAUAAUUCUUAUGUGAAUUUAAAUCAAGGAUGAAAGUAUACAUUCAGCAUGUGGACAUGAUAUACAAAGCGAACAGCGGACCAAUCAAAACACUUCUUGUUGGGAUUUUGGGACAAGCCAUGAGAAUUUGUGUGCGCGCAGUGAAUAUGAAAAGUCUACACACCCCUGCUUAAAUGCCAUUUUUUGGUGAUGUAAAAGAAAUAAGACUGAGAUAAAUCAUUUCUGUACAACUCAACUGGAAAAUGUGCUUGCACAAAUGUGCACACCCUCAUCUAAGUGGGAUGGGGCUGUGUUCCAAAUGAACCAAUCAUAUUCAAACUCAGUUAAUUAAGUCAGCACACUCCUGCCACCAUUUAAAGUGCCUCUGAUUGACCACAACUAACCUUGAGAUGCUCUAACGGGCCUUUCCUGACAUUUUUGUAGUCAAGUUCUACAGCACAAGCCAUAGUCUGCAGUUUGUUAGUUUAUUAUUAUUUUUUUUAGAGCUAACUUGUUCUCUUUCAUAUACAUCACAAUGAGCCUGAUAUUUGAACAUGGGUGUGUAGACUCUACUUUGGACUGUGUGUUAAGGACACUUCCACAAUAAUGUACCAUCUUAAUGAUCACUACAUUAAUUUCAUAGUAGUUUUUUUGUCAUCUUGCACUCUGGAAGACCUUACUAUAAGCACACGUAUACACUACAUAUAAACAUUCUGUGAACCAUGUGGGUUGUUGCUAUGGCGAUGAUGAGUUUCCCUCCUUUUCCACUUUUACAUAAACCCAUUUGAUGUAAUUAAAAUUCAUCAAUUAAGAGAAA